UCCCUCCAGAGCAGGCAUUGUGUCAGUAGCAGACCAAAGGUGGGGAACAGCAGAGCUUGCCCGAUUGCAAAAAUACUUCCUUGCACAUCUUUCUGUAGGUGCCAGUCUGCAACCUUCCAGGGCUAUUGAAAAGAUUAGUGAGAAUGUAGGCAGGCUGUGCUUUAAAUGCUUCCAGGAACUUCAAAGUAAAUGCUAGGGAUUGAUUUUUCCCUCCCUGUUUUCUGCCCUUCCAUAAAAUGGCCACUACCAUCAGGGACAUAACCUGCAAAGUAUUCUGCGGAAGGACAGGCCAGUGAGAGUCUGGUUUUGUUAAACAGGACUUGAAAUUGGAAGAAGAAAAGCUGUUGCAGAAAAAGUCCGAGAUCCGGCAGGCUGAUGUAACCCUACACAAUGUCCUCCAAGAGAAAAAGCAUGUGGCUUUGGAACUGGGGGCCUUGCACAAGACCCUGGAAGAGAGCUAUAAGGAAGCAAAGAGGCUGGACUUGUGCCUGAAACAGCAUCAAACCAAAGUGGAGGAGGCAAGGGCUGAUCUGGUGCUCCUGGAAUAUAAGCGGGAUGCCUGCCUGAGGGAACUGAUGGAGCUGGAGAAGGAGUUAAGCAUUCUGAGGCGACAGCGCAGCCAGUAUGGGGUUGUCCACGCAGAGGUUUCUCGACUGGUAACUGAGCGAGAGGAGUUGGAUUCUCAGGUGCGCCACCAAAAACUGCAACUCAGGAGCUGCAAAGCAGAAGUAGCUGCCAUGCAGGAAACAGCUGGAGCCAGGACUGAGCAGCUGCAGGAGGUGGUUCAAGCUGCCAGUGAGUUGGACAGGCGAACCCGGGAGCUGGAGCAGAGGGUCUUGGCACUGCAAAAGAUCCUGUCUGAAAAGGAGCUGGAGCUGUUGAGACUGCACAAGACCAUCUUUGCCCUGGAGGCUGAAAAGGAGCGCUGGGACUCUGCUGUAGAAAGCCUGAAACAGGAACACAAGCGGCAGGUGGAGAAGCUGCAGGUGGAGGCUGUGCAGGAGAAGGAGAGGGAUUUCGCUCAGCUGCAGAAGGAGAAGCAACAGCUGGUGCAAGAGUUGACAGAGAAAACAGAGCAAACAAAGACCAAAGCUCUCCAAGAGCAAGCAUCCACCUUCCAGAAGGAAGUAGAGGAUCUCCGCAAGAUCAUAGAGGACCGAGAUGCAGAACUUGCCCGACAGCAGGAGGCCACGCACCAGCAGGCGAGGAAGCUGAAGCAGGACGCCGAGGAGAAGGUUCAGAGCUCAUUACUCCAGGAGCAGCAGAAGUGGGAAGCUGACGCAAAGGUGGCCCUCCAUAUGCAGAAGGAAACGCUGGAGGAACAAUGCCGGAAUACGCAGACAGAGCUCCAGGAAGCCCUGGAGGAAGAGAGAAGGAGUCGCUAUGCUUUGCAGGCCGAAACAGACGGCCUCCAUAAAAGAAUCCAGGAGCUGGAGACUCAGGCCCAGUUGCUCCAGGGUGAGAAGAGGACAGCACUGGAAGAGCUGCGAGUGCGUCUGCAGGAGGAGAAAGCUCAGGCACUGAGCCAGCUGCGAGAGGAGUUGGAGCAGGAGAGAAACCAGAUGAGAGCAAGAUUGCAGCAGAUAGAAUUGGAUCGGAGACUCCUGCAGGCUGAACAGCAAGGGGCCUUCCCCUGGGAGCAGGGAGAUCACACUCAUGCUGAAUGGACAGAUCGCUCCCUGGCCAGGGAGGUCACCUUAGCCUGCCAGCGGCUCCAGCACCUGCUUCCCAAGCAAGCUGGCACACCCAGCCUCUCUUGGAUGUUUCGUGGGAGUUUGGCUUUCCUCUCCACCAGCCAUGCACUCCAGGCCUUGCAAGAGGUGAGUGAAGAAACACAGUGCUACCUCCAAGACCUAAAGCAUGAGAUAGAGACACAGAAACACAACAUCCGCCAGCUCCAGAGAGAGAAGGAAGAAGAGCUGAGGCAGCAACAGGAGCGGCUUCGCCAGGAGAGCCAGGCAAAUCUAGAAGCCCUGAAGGAUCACCUGGUCCAGGAGCACAUGAAAGACAUUGCCACCCUCCAGCGCAGCUGGGUGAAGGAGAAGCGCAUGGGGGAAAAGCAUGUGCUACUCAAGCAGCUGCAGGAGAAGGACGAGGAGCUGCGGGCAGUCCAGAGGAGCAUGGCCUGCUGGAAGGACGAGACAGCCCGUAAGCUGGCCCACAAAUUCCAGAAGCAGCUGGAUGCAGAACUAGAGCAGUGCCACUCCAAGGAUGAAUCCAUGGACAUUCACAGGCAACUAGAGACCACAGAGUCAGAAAUCAGAGUCUCCUGCAUGAACCUCGGUGAAGACCUCAGGCCCCAUUCUGUUGGCUCCUUAUCACUGAAGUCUGCACCAUUGCCCAGACAACACAAUUUCGGCACCCCAAAGCUACUGCACCACUUGCAGAGCCAAAUCCAGGCACUGAGGUCUGAGAACACUCUAUGCCUGGAGGACGUCAGCAGGCUCAGGGAAGGUCUGGACACUACCUACAGGAGCAAGAGGCAUCUGGCUUCGGAUCUCUCAUCCACUCAGCUCCAUGGGAAAAGCAUCAGGAACUAGAACAGUCCUGGAAGGGGUGCAACAGCAAGCACAUUUGUCAGCAUGCCCCCAGCAAUGCUGCUUUGAACAGACCUGUGGCUCAGGAAGGAGCAGCCGUAGCAGCAGAAUGGAGACUUUGAAGUCAUGUGCUGCUGUUCUGCAAGAGCCAACAAGCAACACAGGCUUCUGAAUGAUAAGAAGCUCAGACCUGCUUUUGCACUGUGUACACUGUACAGGUGCAGUUCCUCUUUGUCUAAAAGGCUGCCCUCACCUGCCAAACAAGUCUCCUGAGCGGAAUUUGACAGUAGCCCUGCUACAGAGUGGUGGAAUGACUUGACACUGACACAUGAUCUGCUCCGGAUGGAGAACGCUCUUAAGCCUUGACUUUUCAAGCAAACUGGUUUGGAUGCUCUGUACAACUGUGAAUCCUUAACUCUGUUCUGCUGCACUGGACUCAUGCAAUAAGAACAGAUCUUAAUGGAGGUAUGGAGGGAUUACACAACAAGAGUAUGUACUAAAUGUGUACUUUUUCAUAGCUAUGUAGUGGGGGAAAUUUGUUGCUGAGAAAUGGCAGCAGGGAGAUACACACUCUUCCUUGUCCUUCCUACUGAGAACUGACUCUUUCCCAAGCUGCCUUCCUGUUCCCUCCCCUCCAGUAGAGUUCCAGAUGUAUGUCUAUCCUUCAGGAUCUGCUAAGCAGCUUACAAGUUUUAAUUUACAAGAAUACAUCGUAAUAUUCAAAACAACAAACCCCAAACAAUAAUAAUUGUCAGCAGCAUAAAAACCAGACAGCACAGCAUAUAAAAGGACAGCCCCCCCCCCAUGAAAAGUGGGGGGACUCACUGUGCAUCCUGUUUUAUUUACUUCAUUUAUUAUUACUUUGUUUACCCACUUUUCUCUCCAAUGGGGACCCAAAGUGGCUUACCACAAUUGUCCCUUCUCAAUUUAUCCUCACAACAACCCUGUGAGGUAGGUUAGGCUAUGUGGCCAAAUGUCAACCAGCAACUUCCCAUGACAGAAUAGGGGUUUGAACCAGGAUCUCUCAGAAACUGAUACUCUAACAUGCUGAUACAUUUGUACUUUGCAAACAUACUUCUGGAACUGGCAAAAGGGAAAAGCAGCAGAUAGGGGGAGGAUUACGUUCUCUAUUCCGUCCACCCCUGCCCUUCUCUGCCCCAAAUUGUGCAUGUUAUUUUGCAGUAGAGGAGGCUUUAGUGAUAUACAUUUCAAUGUAAUGUGCAGUCCCUCUGUGAAUGUAUGUUUAAUGGCAAUUGGGGGAAGGGGCGAGACAGACUGUGUUCAGAUCACCUAUAAAUACAUCAACUGCUAUUGCAAAGGAAGGUGAAAAUCUGUGUGAUGGAAGAAAUCUCCCUCUAGCAAGUCAUGUUUUUAAGGUACAUCUCUAAAGAGAUGAUGUGGGGAGACUUGAAUUACUCUGAAGCAAUAUACAAAUUGUGCCUUUGUGUAUAUGAUGCAGAUAUGAUAGGAGGACCUUUUUAAAAUACAAAUGUUUCAGCCCUUCGGUGAUUGAGCUGGUAGGUAUUGUAAUACUGUUUAUAUAUCUUUAACCUUUGACUGGUACUGGUGGCUACCGUACCUUAAAAAAAACUCAA
This is a messenger RNA of Eublepharis macularius, 4132 nucleotides long. Its product is annotated as trichohyalin-like. Bases 576 to 2540 code for a protein of 654 amino acids. NCBI's taxonomy places the organism in Eukaryota, Metazoa, Chordata, Lepidosauria, Squamata, Eublepharidae. The transcript is spliced from 17 exons. The record is from RefSeq and is a predicted model, not a curated record.